ACAAUUUUCUUUAACCGACAUAAUCAAUACCAUGGAUCUGCAAUACAUUCCCUCAAUAAUUCAAGCUAUAUCCACUGUCUUGGCUGCUUCAUUGUUUGUCUAUUUUCUUAUAAAAUGGAGACAAAAAGAUUCCCGGAGAACACCACCGGAAGCUGGCGGUGCCUGGCCCAUUGUCGGCCACCUUCAUCUAUUAGCAGGCUCACAAGCCCCCCACCGAACCUUGGGCCACAUGGCUGACAAAUACGGCCCAAUCUUUUCCAUAAAGGUGGGAGUUCACAGAGCUUUGGUGGUAAGCAGCUGGGAGAUGGCUAAAGAGUUCCUGACCACAAACGACAAAGUCUUCGCCAACCGUUCAAAAGGCAUAGCCUCAGAGAUACUAGCCUACAACUAUGCCAUGUUUGGGUUCAGCCCUUAUGGCUCUUACUGGCGUCAAGUGCGUAAGAUUGCCACGCUUGAGUUGCUCUCCAACAACCGUCUAGAGAUACUCAGCCAUGUCCGAGAAUCGGAGGUUAAGACGGCGAUAAAAGGCAUAUGCGAGCUUUGGGUUAACAACAUUAAUAAUGGUAAUAAUAAUGGAGUGGAGCUAGAGAUGAAGAAAUGGUUUGGAGACAUAACACUGAACGUGACGUUCAGGAUGAUUGUAGGGAAGCGAUAUCUUGAGGCAACAAGCUUGAGUGAAUUAGGGAGUGAUGAUCGGUGUCGAAAGACAUUGAGGGAUUUCUUUGACUUGGCGGCGACUUUUGUGGUGUCCGAUGCGCUUCCUUACUUAAGGUGGUUGGAUUUGGGGGGCUGCGAGAAAGCCAUGAAGAAGGCUUCAAAAGAGCUUGAUCAAUUGGCUCAAAGAUGGCUUGAGGAGCACAAGUUGAAGAGGGUUUCUGGGGAAGUGACCAAGGAUGACCAAGACUUCAUGGAUGUGAUGCUUUCUAUACUUGAUGGUGCGGAUCAGUCUGGAAUUGCAAGUUAUGAUGUUGACACAAUCACCAAAGCUAUUUCCCUGGCUCUUAUUUUGGCUGGCACGGAUACAACAACAGCAACAAUGAUAUGGGCAAUCGCAUUACUCCUCAACAACCGAGAAGCCCUAAAAAAAGCCCAACAGGAAUUGGACCAACACGUUGGCAAAGAGAGGCAAGUGAAGGAAUCGGACCUGAAAAACCUGGAUUAUCUCCAAGCUAUUCUCAAAGAGACAUUGCGUUUAUUCCCAGCUGCCCCACUUUCAGUGCCCCACGAGUCCACAGAAGACUGCACCGUAGCCGGUUACCAUGUUCCGGCGCGGACGCGUCUCAUUCUUAAUCUCUCGAAGCUUCAUUUGGAUCCAACAGUGUGGCACGAGCCGAGCGAGUUUAGGCCGGAAAGGUUUCUCACGACUCACCAAAACGUCGACGUUAGAGGACAGAACUUUGAGUUGAUACCGUUUGGUAGUGGAAGGAGAAUGUGUCCUGGAGUGUCGUUUGCGCUUCAAGUUUUGCAGCUCACAUUAGCCACUUUGCUUCAUGGUUUUGAGAUUGCGACGACGUCGGAUGAGCCAGUUGAUAUGCGUGAGACUGUCGGACUGACUAGCAUCAAAACCUCCCCACUCGAUGUCCUUCUUAUUCCACGCCUUCCUGCUGAAGCAUAUAAUUCUUUAUAAAUGCAUGCAUGUAUAUCUCUAUAUGUGUGUGUGAAGAAAUAAGGAAGGCACAACUUUUGUUGUGUGGGCGCGUGUUUUAAAAUGGAAAGUAUUGCCCAACUUUGAAAGAUCAAUUACAGAUAGCGGGAUGUUUUAUGUCUUUUUACCUUUAGAAUUUUUCCAUUAUUUGAAUAAAUUUGAAUGAAAAGCUUACAUAUGGGGCUUUCAUAAUUGGGUGCCAAUUUAUGAUAGUUUUCUGUACUAGUUGUUUAUUUACAAAAAUAAAUUAUAAAUAAUGGGCCGAAUGUAAUUAUCUAGCAUGCACUUCCUAAGUCAUUACGAAGUUGUUUGUGGACUAUAUAUGCAAUAACUUGAUUGUAAUCA
This is a messenger RNA of Morus notabilis, 1990 nucleotides long. RefSeq names its product cytochrome P450 CYP82D47. The coding region runs from base 32 to 1627 and encodes 531 amino acids. Gene Ontology annotation, biological process: defense response to other organism. The transcript is spliced from 3 exons. NCBI's taxonomy places the organism in Eukaryota, Viridiplantae, Streptophyta, Magnoliopsida, Rosales, Moraceae. The record is from RefSeq and is a predicted model, not a curated record. Gene Ontology annotation, molecular function: oxidoreductase activity, acting on paired donors, with incorporation or reduction of molecular oxygen; iron ion binding; heme binding.